This is a messenger RNA of Ectocarpus siliculosus, 2053 nucleotides long. The record is from the annotation of a GenBank genome assembly. NCBI's taxonomy places the organism in Eukaryota, Phaeophyceae, Ectocarpales, Ectocarpaceae.
CUACCUCUUUACUGUCUGCAAAUGAGGACCUGUGCACUGCUCGCAUUUCUCUCCGUGGCAGGUUGCGACGGGUUCACAACACCGCCGUCUUCCUCGAGAAGCGUAACCCCAACCAUGUCCCAUGGGCAGCGGGGUAGUGGACCCGUGUCGCGCCAGGCGCUGCUCAAGACCGGAGCAGCAGGCUUGGCCUCCCUAGGCCUGUGGUUCGCGGCGGGCUCCGACGUGGGAAGGCCGCAAGCCGCCUUUGCCGCACCAAGGGUGGGAAGCGGAGGGCCACCGUUUUCGAAAUCGGGUUAUGAUCUUGAUCCGUUGACGGCUGAGGAGGUGGACGCCAGGGUAGACAAACUGACGGAGCUGCAGAAGGUCGUCCUGACCCAGGCGGGUACGGAGCGGCCGUUUCAGGGCAAGACGGUGAACGGGUAUAACGGUGGCAUAAAGGCGGAGGGUACCUGGGUCAGCGCCGUAUCGGGGGUCCCCCUCUUUAGCUCCGACACCAAGUACGACAGCGGCACCGGCUGGCCGAGCUUCUACGCGCCGAUAGACCCCGAACACGUGAUCGAGCGUGUCGACCCGAAGGACGCGGCGAGCAUGCCCAAGUUCUUGCAACGAGUCGAAGUGCUGGACAGAAAGAGCGGGACCCACCUCGGACACGUUUUCAACGACGGCCCAAAACCCACCGGCAAGCGCUACUGCAUGAACGCCGCCUCUAUGGCAUUCAUCCCGAAGGAGGAACCGUUGCCAGUUAAGCCAUCCUUCAAGCCCUAAGCAGGCGUUUUGAAGGGUUGGGGUUGGUAUUCUCGACGCGUAGAAGAGAUGCAGGGGUGUGUCAAGACCUUCCGCUACUCGCAACUCAUCGUUGGUUCCAGCUGGAUGGGGUUUCCCUGGAUGGUGUGGAGAAUGGAGGGCAGGAGUUAUGCUAGGCAUCAUGGGCGAAACGGCAUGAUUUUCCAUUGCCUUCCUUUUUGUUGCUGUACUUCUCCCUGUCCGAGACCAAUGUAGAUUAAGUUGGACUCGCGACACAGGAGCAUUUACCGCAAGCGGGAAGGUGGUCAGUCUUGUCUGUGCGACCUGCGUCGGCUCUGCGAGAGUGGCUGAAGGAGAUAUGCCGGACUGGUUUGUAGGGAAACCUAGGACGAGAAAAAAAUAACCGAACGUAGCGGUGCCUGAUGUAGUUCGACGAGACCCGAGCGAGCGCAAGGUUUGUGUGCGCAUUGGACGUUCGGUCUCUGCGGACACCCCUUGUCCCACCGUUUUAGUCGAUUCGAUGCGAUGUUUUUCUAGAGCAAGAUCGACAAUUUGCUGAAGCAGGGCUCACAUCGCAUCAUCGUGGUUGCUCUCUGUAACUUGUAACCGCCAUUUUUUUUGUUGUGGAGGCGAGGGGGAGGCAAACUUGGCUUCGGGGGAGAGGUCCCGUUUCGAUUUUUUGUAAUCCGGUUUAGACCAUAGGCACCCUGCUCGCUCGGAGGUGGGGGGCGUCAAGCUAUGAACGCAUCGGACUGCAUCACACGUCUCCGUCUUGCACACGCUGUUUUGACGACACUUGAAUACUGAUUGACUGGUUGGGAUAUGAUCUGGAGCCGACGGCAUGGAGGAGAGAAAACGCGCGGUGUGCUAUGUAAAGAGUUUGAGUCCGGCUUCUUGGAGCGAGACUACGGCGUAGAGCGGUUUUCGAAGAGGUGUUUUCCGGAGUUUUUUCUCUUUGGGCAAGGUUUUAGCUGCCCCCACCACUCCCCAAACAACAGCUACAACUGGGACCCCCAUGUGGCGCUACUCCCCUCACUGAGAUCGAUCGUAUGCAUAGCUGUGGUUCCCCGUUGACGGCGUAAAGAUAUUUUCCCUUGGUCAGGCGAUUGUCGCAGUAGGCUUGCUUCCUCGCAUGGAGCCCUGCUAUUAUAGUGAGACCAAUCGGAUGCAUGUGCACAGGAGCUGCUGUGUGCUCGAUCACGACUUCACUCGAGAUGUCGUAAGUAGAGAGACUGCUGUUGAUGUUCUUCUCCGCUCACAGCAUCGAACGCGAUUCUUGGAAGUAUACAAGUUACAUCUGUGCACUGUC